This is a messenger RNA of Esox lucius (northern pike), 1259 nucleotides long. RefSeq names its product protein LEG1 homolog. Lineage: Eukaryota; Metazoa; Chordata; Actinopteri; Esociformes; Esocidae. The transcript has 6 exons. The record is from RefSeq and is a predicted model, not a curated record. Bases 32 to 1108 code for a protein of 358 amino acids.
AUCCAGGAGUGCAUUUACUAAGUUGGCCGGCAUGAAUUGUUUCCGGACCCUCUCACUGUUCCACCUGGUUGCCCUCGCGGUCAACGCAGCAGUGAUCACUGAAAAUGGCUUCCCCAUCCUCUGGGACCAGGUGUCCAGUCAGCUGUCAGACCUGCCUCAGGUGGACAAGGUGGUCACCAUUAACCCCUGGAACUACCUGCACAGGAUGAGUCUGUAUAGGAUUCUGCUGGGCUCCACCAACAAGUACAUGGCCUCCAUGGGAAGCAGUGAGGCUGACAGCCCGUUUUGGGGCCUGCCACUGCAGCUGGGCUGGAAACUCCGGUCAGGGCGGUUGGUUGAUCCCAGUGGAGCUACAACAUGUGGACAGGAAGGUGAUCCCAUGUGCAUUUCUGCCAAGAGCUGGUGGUCAUGUGUGAACCACUACAUCUCAGUGAUCCCAUUCCUGGCUGCUGUCGGAAAAGGCGUAAUUGGAGAUGGUCUCCUUCAGGUCCAGAUGCAGGCGCCAGCUGAAUCAGCAGAGGAAUACUGCACUUCAUUUGCAAACUGCUCUGCUACUCACCCAGACCUCAUGACCAAGUGGGAAGAAUUCUUUGAGACCCUGAAAAACGUGAGCACAUUAGAGAUCUCUGACUUUGAGAAAAGGGAUCAAAUUCUGGGAGCUUAUUGGGCAGGUCAACAACAAUCUCUGAGUACCGCUUCAUCCAGCUGCAAGGAAAAGAUGAGCGCCUAUUCCAGUCCAGAGGCUUCAUUUGCCAACAGCUGGAUGAACUCUGCAGACUAUGUGGCAGCGGCAUACUUCCAGUCCAGCAUGAAUAACUCUGUGCUGUUCCUGAGCCCUCUGCCCAGCAGGCUGCUUAAGGAGGGGGAUAGCCCCCCUAACAUAGCUGACCUCAGCGCUGAGGAGAACCACGCCCUCUAUAUCUUUGACUGGAUGAACAGAAUGAACAAAAUUCUGUUGGGAUCUCUGGUGAAGAUGUGGCGCUCAGCCAUGUGCUCUGACAAGGCCCGGGAGAAGGGCCGGGAGCUCCUAAAGGAUCUCGUGCUGAACCCUAAGUUUGCUGUCUCCACCUUUGUGUCCAUUCUUACAGAGAUGACGCGCAGUUGCUGAGGUCAAAUCAGACACUCCUACUGGCUAGUAGUUGCUGAGGUCCAAUCAGACACUCCUACUGGCUAGUUAAGACCUGUUCCAAUGAGAGCAUCACACACAAUUCACUGUGAUUCAUUGUUUAAUGUUUCUGAAUAAAAAACUAAGAAGAGUA